Molecule: messenger RNA, 3993 nt
Organism: Aspergillus brunneoviolaceus CBS 621.78
Lineage: Eukaryota; Fungi; Ascomycota; Eurotiomycetes; Eurotiales; Aspergillaceae
Product: ATP-binding cassette transporter
Exons: 8
Coding region: 1-3993 (1330 amino acids)
Biological process (GO): transmembrane transport
Cellular component (GO): membrane
Molecular function (GO): ATP binding; ABC-type transporter activity; ATP hydrolysis activity
Source: RefSeq, a predicted model, not a curated record
AUGGCCAACAAAUUGCCUGGCGGCCCCAAUCAGGGCAGCAUCACUCAACCGGAGGAGAUCACACUGCAUAAUUUAGACUCCGGUGGAUGGGAGCUGGGCCCCUUGGUACAGACGUUCCAUCAGAACAUGCGUGAGGAAGGAUAUCCUGAGCGGAGGUUGGGGGGCAUCAGCUCAGGGGCCGCCAUGAACGAAAACGCACGGCAGGUGCGCCAAAAACCGGCAUUGAAGACCAUCGUGUCGGACUCGCAUGGCUGUGUCAAGCCGGGUGAGAUGCUUUUGGUGUUGGGCCGGCCAGGGGCGGGCUGUACGACCCUGCUCAAAAUUCUCGCCAACCACCGGGAAGGUUAUGCUCAGGUCGAAGGGGAUGUUCACUAUGGCUCCAUGACCAGCGACGAGGCACACCCCUACAGGGGUCAGAUUGCCAUGAACACCGAAGACGAACUUUUCUAUCCCUCGCUCACCGUUAAUAAGACGAUGGAUUUCGCCACCCGUCUGAAGGUCCCGGGGCAUAUCCCCGCCAACGCCAAGAACGGUCAGUCCCAGACGGCCGAGGAAUACCGCCAGGAGCGCAAGGAGUUCUUGCUUGAGUCGAUGGGAAUUGCACACACGCAGAAUACCAAGGUCGGCAACGAGUACGUGCGAGGAGUCUCGGGAGGGGAGCGGAAACGGGUCUCUAUUAUCGAAUGCCUGGCCACCAAUGCCUCCGUCUACUGUUGGGAUAAUAGUACCCGUGGGCUGGAUGCAAGCUCGGCGCUGGACUGGGCGCGUGCCCUCCGAUAUAUGACCACUGAGUUGGGGCUGGCCACGAUUGUGACCCUGUACCAAGCAGGAAACGGCAUCUACGAUCUCAUCGACAAGGUACUCGUUCUGGACGAAGGCAAGCAGAUCUUCUAUGGCCCCCGCGUCGAGGCCCGGCCGUUCAUGGAGAACCUGGGCUUCGUUUGCCGGCCUGGGGCCAACAUCGGCGAUUACUUGACUGGUCUCACUGUUCCUACCGAGCGUCUUAUCGACCCCUCCUUCCGCACUUUCCCGGAGACCGCAGACGCAAUCCUGCAGUACGCCUAUCCUUCCUCGCCCUCGGCCCAGGCCAACACGGAGGCUUUUUGCGCCAGCGUGGCAUUCGAGAAGCAAAAAGGCGUGAAAGCCACGGACCCCAUGACAGUGACCUUCCCACAGCAGUAUCAAAUCACCUUUGGCGACAUGGCUUCCUUCGCCAUCAAGCAAAUGUCUACGCUCGUCCAGGCCCUAAUCGCGGGCUCGCUAAUUUACAACGCCGCCGCCGAUUCAUCAGGACUGUUCAUUCGGGGCGGCACGCUUUUCUUUUCCCUGCUCUACAACGCGCUAAUGGGAAUGUCCGAGGUUGUGGAUUCAUUCACGGGCCGUCCGGUCCUGAUUAAGCACAAGUCAUUCGCCUACUUUCACCCGGCCGCCUUCUAUAUCCCCAUGGCCCUGAUUCAGAUCACGGUCUUUGGGAUUAUCAUCUACUUCAUGGUCGGCCUCACCUCCUCGGCAGCGGCGUUCUUUACCUACUGGAUUAUGCUCUUCGCAACGACAAUGUGUAUCGCAGCUAUGUUCCGUGCGGUGGGUGCGGCUUUCCGCACCUUUGACGGGGCGUCCAAAGUGUCCGGAUUCCUGAUCUCCGCCUUGGUCAUGUAUACGGGUUAUAUGAUUAAGAAACCCGACAUGCACCCGUGGUUUGUCUGGAUUUACUGGAUCGAUCCGCUCGCGUACGCCUUUGAGUCCGUGCUGUCCAAUGAGUUCCACGAUAAGGUGAUCGACUGCGUCGGGGGCAAUAUUAUCCCCGCUGGCCCCGGCUAUUCGGCCACUCCGGGGCAGGCUUCCUGUACUGGCGUCGGUGGAGCCGUGCACGGGGAGGUCUCGCUCACGGGCGAUCAAUACCUGCACUCACUGAGCUACAGUCACAGCCACGUCUGGCGGAAUUUCGGCAUCGUGUGGUGCUGGUGGGCGCUCUUUGUUGGCAUCACAGUACUGGCAACCAUGCUUUGGCGGGACCGGGGCGCCACCGGGGCCACGCGCCUGGUUCCCUACGAAUUGGCCCGGAAAGGCCGUGUCGUAGUCGAUGAAGAGUCCCAGGCCCCUCCGGACGACCGCCGGUCGGACAAGUCAUCGGCAGCCAUCUCCCCCACCCCCAACGCAGCCACCAUCGCCCGGAACACCUCGAUAUUCACCUGGAAGAAUCUCAAGUAUACCGUCAAAACCCCGCAGGGCGACCGUGUUCUUCUGAAUGACAUCUAUGGCUGGGUCAAACCAGGCAUGCUCGGAGCCCUGAUGGGAUCAUCCGGAGCAGGGAAGACCACUCUCUUGGAUGUCCUGGCGCAACGCAAGACAGAUGGCACGAUCCAAGGCUCAAUUCUCGUGGAUGGCCGCCCUCUUGAUGUCUCCUUUCAACGAUCCGCCGGGUAUUGUGAGCAGCUGGAUGUCCACGAGGCUAUGACGACCGUCCGGGAAGCACUGGAAUUUUCGGCCUUACUGCGACAGCCCGCACAUAUCCCUCGAGAGGAAAAGCUCGCCUAUGUUGAUGCUAUUAUUGACUUGCUUGAGCUUCAUGAUAUCGCGGAUAUCUUAAUUGGAAAACCCGGGGCGGGCCUUAGUAUUGAACAACGAAAGUGGGUGACGAUCGGCGUUGAGCUUGUAUCCAAGCCCAAGAUCCUCAUCUUUCUCGAUGAGCCACCUCCGGAUUGGAUGCCUUCGGCUCAAUUGUUUACGCAGUUCGAUACACUGCUGUUACUCGCCAAGGGGGGUAAGAUGGUGUACUUCGGUGAUAUCGGGGAGAAUGCACAAACCAUGAAGGAUUACUUUGCUCGCAACGGGGUCACUUGUCCGCCCGAGUCGAAUCCGGCGGAGUUCAUGAUCGACGUGGUCACUGGCCGCCUGUCGAAACGCGACUGGCAUGAGGUCUGGAUGGAGUCGCCCGAGCACACUCAGCGGCUCAGUGAGCUUGAACAGAUGGUCAAGGAGGCAGAGCAGCGCCCAGUCGGCGAGCCGGACCUGAGCGAAUUUGCUCUUUCCCUGUGGGAGCAGACCAAGAUCGUCCCGCGUCGCAUGAAUCUCGCCCUCUAUCGCAACACAGACUACAUCAACAACAAGGUUGCCCUGCACAUCGCGUCUGCCCUCUUCAACGGCUUUACCUUCUGGAUGAUUGGCGACAGCGUCAGCGACAUGCAGCUUCGUCUCUUUACUGUCUUCAAUUUCGUUUUUGUGGCCGCCGGUGUGAUCAACCAGCUCCAACCGUUGUUCAUCGAGCGGCGAGACAUUUACGAUACGCGGGAAAAGAAUUCGCGCAUGUACUCGUGGAAGGCGUUUGUGACGGCGCUGAUUAUCUCUGAGUUUCCCUACCUGUGCGUAUGCGGUAUCCUCUACUAUGUCUGUUGGUAUUACACAGUUGGGUUCAGCUCGGACUCGAACAAGGGGGGGGCCACCUUCUUUGUGAUGCUGAUGUACGAGUUUCUAUAUACUGGAAUUGGACAGUUCAUCGCUGCAUACGCGCCCAACGCCCUGUUCGCUUCCCUGGCCAACCCGCUGGUUAUCGGGAUCCUCGUCUCCUUCUGCGGUGUUAUGGUGCCCUACGCGGAGAUCAAUGUCUUCUGGCGGUACUGGAUGUACUACCUGAACCCGUUCAACUAUCUGAUGGGCAGCAUGUUGGUCUUUACCGUGUGGGGUACCGACGUCAGAUGCACCCAGUCUGAGCUGGCCAUCUUCGAUCCACCGGCCAACUCCACCUGCGGGCAGUACCUGUCCACCUACCUGGAGACCCUGGGGUCUGCUGCCGACCUGCUCAACCCCGGUGCGACCACGCAGUGCGAGGUCUGCCCCUACAGCCGGGGAUCGGACUACCUGGCGACCCUCAAUCUACCCCACUACUACGACGGGUGGCGGAACACGGCCAUCGUCGUGAUCUUCGUCUUCAGCUCGUACGGGCUCGUCUUCCUGAUGAUGAAGCUGCGGACCAAGGCCUCCAAGAAGGCCGAGUGA